Molecule: messenger RNA, 4011 nt
Organism: Manis pentadactyla (Chinese pangolin)
Lineage: Eukaryota; Metazoa; Chordata; Mammalia; Pholidota; Manidae
Gene: DR1
Product: down-regulator of transcription 1
Exons: 3
Coding region: 4-534 (176 amino acids)
Biological process (GO): positive regulation of transcription by RNA polymerase II; chromatin remodeling; RNA polymerase II preinitiation complex assembly
Cellular component (GO): negative cofactor 2 complex
Molecular function (GO): TBP-class protein binding; protein heterodimerization activity; core promoter sequence-specific DNA binding
Source: RefSeq, a predicted model, not a curated record
ACGAUGGCUUCCUCAUCUGGCAACGAUGAUGAUCUCACUAUUCCCAGAGCUGCUAUCAAUAAGAUGAUCAAAGAGACCCUACCCAAUGUCCGGGUGGCCAACGAUGCCCGGGAGCUGGUGGUGAACUGCUGCACUGAAUUCAUUCACCUUAUAUCCUCUGAAGCCAAUGAGAUUUGCAAUAAGUCGGAAAAGAAGACCAUCUCACCAGAGCAUGUCAUACAAGCACUGGAAAGUCUGGGCUUUGGUUCUUAUAUCAGUGAAGUAAAAGAAGUCUUACAAGAAUGCAAGACUGUAGCAUUAAAAAGAAGAAAGGCCAGUUCUCGUUUGGAAAACCUUGGCAUUCCUGAAGAAGAGUUAUUGAGACAACAACAGGAAUUAUUUGCAAAAGCUAGACAGCAACAAGCAGAAUUGGCCCAGCAGGAAUGGCUUCAAAUGCAGCAAGCAGCCCAACAAGCACAGCUUGCUGCUGCCUCAGCCAGUGCCUCUAACCAGGCAGGAUCUUCUCAGGAUGAAGAAGAUGAUGAUGAUAUCUGAAAUUCACCAGCUGAAUUUCUGUUUCCUCUGUAAAUGUUUUGCCUUGCACAAGAAAACAGUGAAAGAAAUGCUUAUCUGUAAAUUUGUAUGCAUCUUGGUGGACUUGCCAUUGGUAUUCUAGGGAUGUCUGCUGUAAAGUUUCAUCUAUUGUGUGCUAUUCAUGUAAAAACUCUUCGAACUCUUGAAAAUUUAAGGUUCAGUGUAAUAUCAAUUUUGAAUUUUUAAUGGUGUUUAUGAAAUUUUAGAUAGCAGUGAGUCCUUUAUUUGAUCAAUAAACAGUGUUACAAAAAACUCCAAGUUUAUAAAAGUCAGUGAAAUUUAUAGAGAAAUUCUAAAUCUGCAUUUGCAUUUCCUCUGCCCUUUUAACUAAACUGAAAAUUGGGAAUUUUAAUUUAUUGGGGGGGUGCUGUUGGAUGCAGUAGACAUUAGAUCAGGUUGGUGAAAAAAACAGUUCAUUUCUGUAGUAUCUGAAUUUUUUGUCUUUUAAAAUGUGUUUAUAUAUACACACACAAACACACACACAUAUAUAGGCAAUAAACAUAUGCUCAGAUAAAUAUACUUGCUUAAAAAAAUCUCAAAAGACAUUCAAAAACUAGGAAGGAUUAUGUUCCACAGUUGUAUAAAUUCGGUGCAUUAGGUUUUUGGCUUGUUCUUGCUUUAUGAAGAAGUAAAAACUACGAUUUUAUCAUGGCAUAAUUCAUCUUGAGGUACACUAUUACAUUUCAAAGACUGCCCAAUUGCAAGAAUUGUCAUGUUUCUUACUAUUUCACUCCAAUAAUUUGUUAAUAGUAUUACAUGCUUAGUCCAUCCAUGUUUAUUGGAGCUUGGGUUCCACUGGGUUAGCUAAGGUUCAUGAAUAUUCAAGCCUUUGGUGGGGAAAGAAAUGAAAGUUAGUUAGCGUGCUUGCUAUAAAAGAGGGAUUUUUUUUGUAAUUUAACUUGUAGUUAUAGUUAUUGUUUUUAUCAUUACUUUUACAUUUUCUUGACUAGAUGGCUACUGUGUCCAGUGUUGCUUUUUGAAAUGACAUCAUUGUCUCCAUCAUAAUUGAAUGAUAGCUUUAAAAAAUGAUUGGUUUUGCUUAAGAAAGUGUGUCAUACCUUCUCAACCCUAUAAGAAAUAGUUUCAAUCAGCUCAUUAAAAGGAGAAGCUUUAAUUUGGUUCUAAUAAAGUAUGGUAAUGAUUUUUAUAGGAAUCCAUUGUGUUGAAGAAAUGACCUAUUGUUUGUGUUUUAGAAACAGAAUGGAAAAGCCAUUUGAGAUAGUAUGAAGUAAUCUAAAUUUCUAUGUAAAUUGCCAAAUCAUAUAAAUUUCUAUAUUCACCAAGCCCAAGGAUAGAUGGAGCUGCCAGGAUUCUGAUUUUAAUUGGAGAGCUAAAUAAGUAAAGUUUAUACUUCAUAGAUUUCCUAAUUAUCAUUUUGCAGUUUUAGAAAGAAAUGAAACAUUGUCAUACAUUUAUUAAAUACACUUCCCCCAUGCCAUGGAAAGGUUAAUCUGGCUGAACUUCUUAAGUUGAAGUUGAUAAUGUAUUUAUGAAGUGCUUUGGACAAGAUAGAAUGAAUUGUUUUUUUUAAAAGUUUAAGUACCAAAGGUAGUCUAGUUUAAGAAAUAAUAAGUGUUGGCUUUUCUAAUUUGUAUGUAACAUCCUUAUAUUCUCUAUUUUAAGUAUAUCUAUUUCUUAAGUAAACAACUUAGAUAUUUUUCCACACCUUUUUUUUCUGAUGCAGAGUUCAGAUUAAUAUUUUACUGCAUCGAAUAAUGUCUGAAGCCUAGUGACUUUCAUUUUGACAUUCUUGUGAUUUCAUAUGCUGUAUUCCUCAAGCAAUAAAAUUCUGAUGUGUUUUAUAAAUUGUUUUUAUAUUUGAUGAUCUAUACAGAUUAAUGGCAGGAUAUUACUAUUAUUAACAUUUUUACUAGUUUCAAGAAUCUUAGACUGAAAAGACAUUUUGAUCAUUUGGUAUGUAAUAUUUGACUCUUGUUUACUGUUACUUCAAGAAAUGUGAUUUUACUUGUAUUUUGUAAUUUACAGUCAUGGGAUUCAGGUAUAACAAAGAUAAUUAAGCAGUAUUAACUUUUAGCUUAUUCUUUAGCAUUUAAAUUUCACUUUUAUGUUCUGUCCAUUGUUGAGAUUUUUUAAAUCUUUUGGAGAGAAAAACAAAUCUUUAGGGUUCUUGAGAAAUUGAGUUACUGUUUAGUAAAUACUUUCCCCAUCUGGAAUAUAUAUCUUUUUUGGCAGUCUAUCAGAUUGAUAAGUGCUGAAAAGGUACUGAUUUUUAAAACUGCAUAUAUCAUGUACAUAAAAGAGUACACAUAAAAGGGUUUUUCUCAGUUUAAAUAUGCUCAUAUCACCAUCCCUUAGAUCAAGACACAGAGCAAUGCAAGCACACCCCAGGAGCCCUCCUCUUGCCCAUAAGCUGUUCUGACUUCCCCAGAAAUAACUACUAUUUUGACUUCUAAAACACAGAUUCGUUUUGCGUAUCUUUUGUGUAAAUGCAGUCAUACACACACACUUUUUUUCUCAUUAUAUUUGUGAGUAAACCUACUGGUUUCCUGAUGCCUCUGUUAACAAAUUACCACAAAUUUAGCAAUUAAGACAAAUUUAUUCUUGUAAUCCUGGAGAUCAGAAGUCCAAAACCAAUUUCCUUAGACCUAAGUUAAGAUCUUACCAGAGUUGGUUCCUGAAUCCUGGAGGUUGUGAGUGGAGAAUCUGUUCCUUGCCUUUUUUCAGCUUCCAGUGGCUGCCUGUAUUGCUUGGCUUAUGGCCCCUUCCUCCAUGUUCAAAGCCUUUGCUUUCAUUAUCAUGCUUUUUCAGUAGUCAAAUCUUCCUCUGCCUCUUCAUUUAGGGCCCACCUGGAUAAUCCAGAAUAAUCUCCCUAUUUCAAGAUUCUUAAUCAUAUCUGCAGAGCCUCUUUUGCCAUUGAAGGUAGCAUUCACAGGUUCCAGGGAUGAGAUCCUGGAUAUCUUUGGAGGCCAUUAUUCAACCUACCAGAAUGAGGUUCAUUCAUAUGGUUGUAUGUAUUUGUACUUUAUUAAUUCUCAUUGCUGAAUACUAUUUAAUUUAUCCAUUUUUAUUAUAUCCAGAAUGUAUUCAUUCUUCCAUUGAUGGGCAUUUGAGGAAUUUCUAGUUAUGGGCUAUUAUGAAUAAUGGUGUGGAGAACAUUCAUAUAUAUGGCUUUUGGUGAGUGUAUAUAUGCAUUUCUGUUGAAUAUAUACCUGGGAAUGGACUUGCUGGGUUAUGGAGUCUGCAUAUAUUUGAUUUUAGUAUUACUAUGAGUUUUUCAAAAACGUGUGUAAGAGGUACCAUCUUAAUGUGUACCAUACUUAUAAAUUACCCUAAUGGUCUAGUGGCCUGAGAAUGGUAAUGAAUUUCUGAAAGUACCUAAAUUAUACCAAAUGAGAUAUAUUUGCUAUAGUAGGGCUGUUGUUAUUUAUAUCAUACAAGAGGAAAAUAAAAGCAGUAUUUUUCUUGUUACUGAUAUAA